AGGAUAUGAUAUCAACACACCCUCGACAGAUCCAUAUUCAGCCACGAAAAGUCUUUUAAAUAUCUGUCACCAAUCACAAAGGGUAUGGAGUAUCUAGGCCAUGGAUAGAGAAGUUUGUCAUCGCGAUAGGCAGCUAGGAACUGCAUGAUUGACCGUGAUGGAGUGAUAAGGUUGCAGAUUUUGGACUACUGAGGACAUGUAUGGGACCAACUACUUCCGUCGGGAGAAGGGAGAGGGUGGGAGUGAGGAGAAGGUGCCCAUCAGGUGGAUGGCUCCUGAGAGCAUUGAGGAAGACAUCUACACUGAGGCCACUGAUGUGUGGUCAUUUGGAGUGACAGUGUGGGAGAUCUUCACUUGUGGGAGGAUUCCAUACACUGGCAUUCCAGCCAUGGGUCUCCUGAAGGAACUGCAGAGAGGACAGAGACUGGAGAGACCUGACAAUGAGGCCUGUCUGGAUGAAGUAUAUGAGAUCAUGAUGAGUUGCUGGUCACUGGACUCCCAUGCUCGUCCGCUGUUCAAGGAUUUGGUGGGUAGCUUCAGUGGUCUUCUGGAGAGGGAGUCAGACUACCUGGAUUUGUCCCAGUCUACCCCUCCACCCUCUUCUCCACCUACCGCUGCUCUUCCUGUCACCCAGGAACAGGGAAUUGCUGCGGCGGAGAACGAGGCUGAAGAUGAAGUAUGAGAUGAAAACUACAGAUCAAAACGUCCUAGAACGUGACGUGUUAUAAAUUACAUGUACUGAUAAGUCUGUGAUAAAGUAAUGUAUCUGCUGAUUGUUGGAAAUGUACCUAUGUUUGUACAGCAUAGUGUCCCACCUUUUGUGGGAGUGCAAAGUUCACAGCACACAACGGUAUUUGCAAUUACUG
Molecule: messenger RNA, 866 nt
Organism: Geodia barretti
Lineage: Eukaryota; Metazoa; Porifera; Demospongiae; Tetractinellida; Geodiidae
Source: the annotation of a GenBank genome assembly